This is a messenger RNA of Orbicella faveolata, 1569 nucleotides long. RefSeq lists its product as uncharacterized. Lineage: Eukaryota; Metazoa; Cnidaria; Anthozoa; Scleractinia; Merulinidae. The record is from RefSeq and is a predicted model, not a curated record.
AUGAAUGUUAAAACACGGUGGGUUUUCACAGCCAACAGUGACCGUCACACAAUAGUCACCAACACUUUCCCCAGAUCCAUAGCCGCUUCAUACAUCCGUGUUUAUCCGCUGACCUGGUAUGGCUGGAUGUCCAUGAGAGUGGAAUUCAUAGGAUGCCCUAUUGCCCCACUUUGCAACCGUCCACUGGGCCUGGAAUCUGGAAGAAUCCCCAAUGCACGAAUCACCUCCUCAUCGGCUUACAAUGGACGCUACACAGCACCAAAUGGACGACUUCACAAGCCUUUCUGCUGGAUUGCCAGACAUAACAAUCGUAACCAGUGGUUUAAGGUCGACUUUUUAAGAACUACAACUGUGCGAAAGAUUGUUACACAGGGAAGACGAGAUGCCAACCAGUGGGUGACAAGAUACAAGCUGACAUACAGCUUGGACACGCUGCACUGGGCAACCUACAGACAGAGAAGUCAGGAUAAGUACUUCACUGCCAAUCGUGACCGUAUCAGCGUUGUGGAUAACGUCCUGUCUCCACCAAUACAAACUCGCUAUCUUCGUCUGCACCCGUGGGGAUGGCAUGGCUACAUCUCCAUGAGAGCCGAGUUUUAUGGCUGCAGAGCAGAUCCUUGUGAUGUUCCCUUGGGAAUGGAGGACGGUCGCGUUACCAAACAAGCUGUUACGGCAUCGUCCAUGUACAACUAUUACUACGGACCGUGGAAUGCCAGACUUCAGUCCAGGAAUCACGGCUAUGUUCGAGGAGGUUGGAUCGCAAAGUACAACAAUGCCAGGCAGUACUUGAAUAUAGACCUGGGCACAGUCUCUCGACUCAAGCGAAUCGCUACCCAGGGUAGAUAUGACGCUGACCAGUGGGUCACGAGUUAUGCAGUGUCCUACAGUAUGAACAAUGUCAGAUUCAUCCCAUAUAGGGAAGGAAGAAGGAUUAAGGUUUUCAAAGGGAACUUCGAGAGGAACUUCGUCGUAACCCAUCGCUUCCUGCGCCCUUUCAAAGCACGGUAUGUUCGUAUUCACCCCCGAACAUGGCGCAGUCACAUCUCCAUGAGAGUGGAACUCUAUGGCUGCAGAUUAGGUAAACUGUGUAAUCGUCCGUUGGGAAUGCAGAAUCGCCGCAUCAGAAAUGUCGCCAUUACGUCAUCAUCUCGCUGGGAUAAUCAUCAUGCUCCUUAUUUAGCUCGGCUACAAAACCAACGCAGGGGGAGGUACAUGGGCGGCUGGUCUGCAGGAGCGAAUAACGCCUUCCAGUGGUUACAAAUUGACUUGGGGAGACCCACUAAAAUCGUCCGUAUAUCGACUCAAGGUAGACCCACCGUUAACCAAUGGGUCACAUCAUAUUAUCUACUGUACAGUCAGGAUGGAGUUUACUUUGCUUUUUAUUUUGAACGCAAUACGAGGAAGAUUUUCCAAGCCAACCGCGAUAGGAACACAGUUGUUUCCCAUGCCCUUGUUCCACCAAUCCGAGGCCGUUUUGUGCGACUUCACAUCAGGUCCUGGUACCGACACAUCUCAAUCAGAGUUGAGCUCUAUGGCUGUACAAUCGGUAAGGUUAACUGUUUCUUCUAG